Molecule: messenger RNA, 2755 nt
Organism: Jaculus jaculus (lesser Egyptian jerboa)
Lineage: Eukaryota; Metazoa; Chordata; Mammalia; Rodentia; Dipodidae
Gene: Gch1
Product: GTP cyclohydrolase 1
Exons: 6
Coding region: 91-825 (244 amino acids)
Biological process (GO): tetrahydrobiopterin biosynthetic process; tetrahydrofolate biosynthetic process
Cellular component (GO): cytoplasm
Molecular function (GO): GTP binding; zinc ion binding; GTP cyclohydrolase I activity
Source: RefSeq, a predicted model, not a curated record
UUGGCUCGCGAGUGUGUCCUCCCGCGCGGGUGGACCCUCCGGUGAGCCGGCCACAGGUCGCUUGCAGCCUUCGAAGCGUCCCCUGGCGCCAUGGAGAAGGGCCCGGUACCAGCGGAGAAGCCGCGGGGCACCCGGUGCACCAAUGGGUUCCCCGAGCGGGACUCGUCGUCGCGGCCGGUGGACAAGCGCCCGCGGCCCGAGGCCAAGAGCGCGCCGCCGGCGGACGGCUGGAAGGAAGGCCGGCCCCGCAGCGAGGAGGACAACGAGCUGAACCUCCCCAACCUGGCGGCCGCCUACUCGUCCAUCCUGCGCUCGCUGGGCGAGGACCCGCAGCGGCAGGGGCUGCUCAAGACGCCCUGGAGGGCGGCCACCGCCAUGCAGUUCUUUACCAAGGGCUACCAAGAGACCAUCUCAGAUGUCUUGAAUGAUGCCAUAUUUGAUGAAGAUCAUGAUGAGAUGGUUAUUGUGAAGGACAUAGACAUGUUUUCCAUGUGUGAACAUCAUCUCGUUCCAUUUAUUGGAAGGGUCCAUAUCGGUUAUCUUCCAAACAAGCAAGUCCUUGGCCUCAGCAAACUUGCCAGGAUUGUAGAAAUCUACAGUAGAAGACUACAAGUUCAAGAGCGCCUCACAAAACAGAUCGCCAUUGCAAUCACAGAAGCCUUGCGACCUGCUGGAGUCGGGGUAGUGAUCGAAGCCACACACAUGUGUAUGGUCAUGCGAGGGGUACAGAAAAUGAACAGCAAAACUGUUACCAGCACCAUGCUGGGUGUGUUCCGGGAAGACCCGAAGACUCGGGAAGAGUUCCUCACCCUGAUCAGGAGCUAACUCAGUGCACAGCGUGGUGCGCAGCUCCUACUGCCCGUGCAUGGUCUGGCGUCAUCGUGCAUCCCGUUUCCAGUUGGUACAGAUGUGGACUUUAUCCCUCGCCGCUAAUCGUAUUUAAGAAUUAUUUAUAGAUAGUCAAAUAAAAAGAAUUAAACAAGGGAUGAACCCUUUCUUCUUGCCACCUUUUCAGUGGCAACGUUCAAGUGAAGUGCCAACAGUGUGAGCUGUAUGCUCCGACCACUGACAUUCAGGUAGCCUGAGGGAGGGCAGGAGGAGAGUCCAUGGGGUUGGUUGAAGUCGCAGGGAAUCCAACUCGUUAGCGCCCUGGCCACCAUUCUGCCUUUUCCGCCUCCAGUGGAAAUGGUAGGAUGUUAAAAGUGCCAGUAACGAUUUACAUACGGGGUGCAUGGCUCUAUGAACUCAGUCACACAGGCUCCUCUCUGCUGGGCUCAUGUCGAUUACACCAUCAGUGGCAUUUUGGUUUUGAUAUAUUAACUAUCCAACUCUAAGGUUCAUCUCCCUGGGGAGGUGGUGAAGCAUGCGUUUUUAAUUUUACUGUGAGUUGUGGGAAAAAAAAAAGGCACAUUCUUCUUUUGAGUGCAGGGAAUUUGUUCCUGGAGUUGUUUAUGACUUUGUUCUCAUUUCAACAUACAGGGAUUUAGACAUUUAACUCUCUGUGCCUUGAUGAGACUAUCACACCAUGUAGAGUGUAGAUGCCUUUGAAUUUUUUUUUAAAAACAAAUCAAAACAUUACUUUAUGUCUUAAUGUUCACUGCAACAACCAGUCAUCACGGUUUCCCCUUUAGAAGUUUCUUGUCAGUGUACUUGACAUGUUCCAAUGCCUCAAAGCAUUUAAAACAAGUCUUACAAGACAUUUUUCAAAGUGUCGCAAAAGGCGUGAGAGUGGCCGGGCCGUCUAAGGUGCAAGACUCUUAGGCAUUUCCAGUGUUUCGUAAGCGUGCUCUUGCCUUUGCAGGCUGCACAGCCCUGGCUUUCGCGGACCCAAAGGAGCACAGGGCACGCUGGCAGCGGCCUGCGUCAGUGCUGUGCCCACCGCUUUGGUCAAGCUCCGCUGUGGAAAUGCACUGGGGCUCUGGUUUUCUCCCUUCAGGUCCACGUGGGUUUUGUCUUCAGUGUAAGUCUGUUCAGGUGGUAUGUUUUAGUCCAGGAAACUUGCCUUAUUACUAUUUAUCUUAAAAUUUCCUCCACUGGGGCAGUGUGGGCCAAGUUAAAACAAAAUACCCGAACUCCCUUGCAAAAACCCAAACUCGGUUAUUUCACUAAGAAGUUUCUCACUUGAUUGACAUGCCUUUAUCUCAUCCCCUAGCUUGCUUUACCAGUGACAGCGUACCUCUGUCGCCUAGAUUCUUGUCAGCUUAUGAUGAAGCAAGAUGGCAGAGGUGGGGUUUUUGCUUGUUGUUUUAAAAUCUAGUACUUUCCCCUGGCACCUUCUAUAUUUAGGGUUUCUAAAGUACAGUGGUGGUUGAGUUUUAGUUCCUUAUAAAAUCCAGCCUGGUAGGAACAUUAGUCUGUUUACUAUUUGGACACCUGUAGGCAGAAUUCUAAGCACUCAGUUCAUGUUUAGUAUUUUAAAGUAAAAACAAGUGUGACUUGGAGAACCAAAGAAACUGUUAGCUGUACCUCUGUCUCUGUGGGGAUGUUCCCUAGAAGUGGUCUUAAAAUGUUUGAUGUAUCCUCAGCUGUUGUAGCUUUGUACCUGUGAAGUAACACUCUUGUCUAUUUCACUCUGGUCUGUAGUGCUUUAAAAUUACCGUUUCAUAUCCAUGACACCAAGUCCAUGGAGGGGGGGGAUUUUAAAUAAUUGAUGCUCUUAAAAUAUACUGUUCAAUUACAUUGUUUGAAUUUUCUGUGUGUGUGUGUGUGUUCUGGAAGUUGGUUCUAUUUAAAUUAUUAAAGUGUGAUAAUUUUG